This is a messenger RNA of Helobdella robusta, 1602 nucleotides long. RefSeq lists its product as hypothetical. The annotation marks the transcript as partial. The transcript is spliced from 13 exons. The record is from RefSeq and is a predicted model, not a curated record. Gene Ontology annotation, cellular component: axonemal central apparatus. Gene Ontology annotation, biological process: axoneme assembly. Gene Ontology annotation, molecular function: protein binding. Lineage: Eukaryota; Metazoa; Annelida; Clitellata; Rhynchobdellida; Glossiphoniidae.
CCGGAAGUUCCGGAAGAUUACAUUAGAAAUUUUAUGGUGACGAUGGGAUUGGUGAAGUCGCUUGAAGUUUUUCAACAAGAAUGGUUUGAACUGAUAGAAAAGGGCAUCAUAAAACCUCAGGAGUAUGAAUACCUCGAUGACAUUUAUACUGUGAACAUGAGGCUGGAGAAAGAGUUGCAGGACAGUCAGAAGGAAGCGCAGAGAUUUAAGAUAGUGGCCUGUAAAUUCAGAGAUCGCUUCGCCAAGCUCUUAAAAGAGCGCGACCACCACAAACUACUGCACAGACGUCUGUACAUUGAGAACGAGAGGUUAAAGAAGGAUAUGUCAAAGGUCAAGGAGCAUUUUUCUCAGUACGAACCCACCAUCUCUAGAAUGGUCUCGAAAUAUGAGAUCGCCAUGAAGGAGAAAAUGCUGGCGAAGUUGCAAUUGGAAAAAAUUCAAAGGCAGAUAAGUACUCUGCAAAAGAUUCACAAACUCUUCAACAAACAACAAAAACUGCAACAACAACAACGUAAUUCCGGGACAUCUGGCGACAAAAACAAUUCAAAAACUUUUGACAGCAGCAAAAAGCGUCUUUCAUUCUCGCCGGCCGGUGGCGCGAAAAGUGGAGCCAAAAAUGACGGGAAAAAAAAUAGCUGGUCCAAGAUCCCCGCUGACCUUGGCUACAACCCUAAGUUAUCGAAUGUCAAAGUCACUCCAGCUUACCUUCAAAAACCCGACGGCUACAGACUGAACAAGCAAUUUCCAGCCCACGGAGAGGCUGUCACCAGGCUAAAGCAGCCGACAGCAGCCAACCUGGUGGCGACGACAAGCGACGAUAUGACCUGCAAACUUUGGACUUUCCAAAAUUUCAACCUUGACCUUCAGAACUGUCUUCAAGGUCACUCGGACUGGGUCUCCGAUUGUGAUUUCAAUCCCUGCGGAAGUAGUUUGGCAACUGUUUCCGGUGACAACACGCUGAAGAUAUGGGACGUGCACACAACCUGCCUGCUGCAUACGUUCUACGAUCACGUGAGAGCAGUUUGGGGUUGUUCGUGGCACAUAGCCGGAGACCUCGUUGCCACUUGCUCUCUCGACAAGACUGCCAGGAUUUGGGAUUUAAACUGUUUGAGAUGUAGGCACAUAUUGAGAGGGCACAGCGAUUCGGUGAACAGCGUUCAGUUCCUAGAUCACUCCAACAUCAUGCUAACAUCAUCCACUGAUAAGAAGAUUUGUCUCUGGGACGUCAGAAUGAACAUUUGCGGCGGUGUAUACACUGGCCACAAGGAUCCUGUCAAUCAAGCCGGAUUCAACCUAAGGGGCAACUGCAUAAUUUCGUGCGACAUGGGUGGGAAUUUGAAGACGUGGGAUGUUCGGACGAGGGCCCCACUAACUCAACUAACUCUAAGCACUAAAUCAGUGAAUAUGGCGGUCUUCGAUUCGACUGGAACGCUGGCGGUGGCGGCUUGCAACGAUGGUUGUGUAAAGUUGGUCGAAUUGUCCAGUCAGAAGGUGAAGGAGAUGGCUGGUCACAUGGACUCAGUGCAGUGUGUAUACAUGGAUUUUGAUGGGGAAUAUGUUAUCAGUGGCUCUAGUGAUCGCACCAUCGGCAUUUGGUCUUAA